This is a messenger RNA of Patiria miniata (bat star), 4399 nucleotides long. RefSeq names its product adhesion G-protein coupled receptor G2-like. The transcript has 27 exons. The record is from RefSeq and is a predicted model, not a curated record. Bases 427 to 4365 code for a protein of 1312 amino acids. Gene Ontology annotation, cellular component: membrane. NCBI's taxonomy places the organism in Eukaryota, Metazoa, Echinodermata, Asteroidea, Valvatida, Asterinidae. Gene Ontology annotation, molecular function: G protein-coupled receptor activity; carbohydrate binding; protein binding. Gene Ontology annotation, biological process: cell surface receptor signaling pathway; adenylate cyclase-activating G protein-coupled receptor signaling pathway.
AUUCAUACCAGUAAGGACAUUCGUAUAGGGAUAAUCCCCUACUGUGACACUGUCAGCAUGAUUCACUGGAGUACUGCCCAAAGCAGGUCGCAAUUUCUGGCGUUCUCAUUUCCUGGUGUGUUGGUAUAAUCAUCUUCAUCUUCAGCAUAUGUUUCACAUGAGAGCUGAUAAUACGUGCAGCGUUACAGUUCAUCCCGAGGUAGCACUAUUUGCUGGCACCACGAGUUGGACACAAAACACGUUCCAUUGAAGGUUCAGUCAUGUGUGAACGUAGGGUGUGCAGAUCCCAUUGAGUUGGACUUCGCGAAUGUGUAUUUCAGAACGGCUGCAACGAACAAGCACCUUCAAGUUGACAUAAUAGCUGCCUAGAGCUGUAGUGUAAGGAACAUACCGUCAUCGUUAACAGCGACCACAAACGAGAAAAAAAUGGUGCCUUCAAGAAAACGACCACCAUCACUGCUUCCAUCCUCGCCUUGCAUCUCAGCCGCAUCAGCGUCCCUCUUGCUUCACCUCAUCUUGAUGAUAGCGGGGAGAGCAACUCAAGUGGUAGGCCAGCAGCAGACGGUGUGCGCUGACUCAGCGGGCAGCGUAGCGCCACUGUGCCGCUGUACCGUCUCAGACGGCACCAAGACGGUGGACUGCUCCGAGUUGGGCCUGAUGAACGUUCCCGGAAGCAUACCCGACGAUACUAACAUUCUAAACCUCAGUGAUAACUUGAUCGAGGGACUAGCCAGCAGAGUUUUCGCCAAUUUGGUUGACCUUCGCGAACUGUAUCUCGUGCAGAACUCCAUACGUAACGACCUUCUUGACGCAGGCGCAUUCUUCGGACUUACAAGGCUUCGGUUGCUAGAUUUGACCGGAAACCGACUUCAAUUACAGGAUGAAAGUAACGUGCAGCCCUUUCUGCCCUUAGUGCGAUUGAGACAUCUCGAUUUAGGAUACAACAAUAUUGCAACAAUCGACAGAUCGUUUGUCACAGUACUGGACAGACUGCGAAAUCUGUUCAUGGUGGGAAACCCGUUGGUGUGUGACUGUAACCUCAUCUGGUUCAAGAACUGGUUACUCAAUAAGGGUACUCAGCCUGACUUUAGUGCCUUGGGGGUCCAGUGUUUCACCCCAGAGUCAGUGAGACGGGAAACAGUGGAAAAUGCUAGGUUCUGCAUACCGGUUCAGCGCUGCUACUUUUGUAACUCGGCCUCCACCAAUGCCGCCUGUAAUUUUGCCCAACAGCAGUGCUCUGGAACAAACCCGGCCUGCCGGAACGAGGUCCGAAUCGUCAAUGGCAUGUACCUGAUCGGCAAGGCCUGCCAGGCACUGGAUGCCUGCCUGGUCAAUGCUGAACAGAACCAGAACGAUUGCAACGCCGGAACGGAGAACUCUGUGUGCCGCUAUUGUUGCCAGGGGGACCGAUGCAAUGCCCCAGAAUCCGCCAUUUUAAGCGGAUAUCAGUUCCCAUUCCCAAACACGUCACCAACAGCCCAAUCGACUACACUGGACCUUUCAACUACUACUCAAACCCCAUCCACUACUACCCAAACGCCAUCAACUACUACCCAAGCGCCACCAACUACUACCCAAAUUCAAUCAACUACUACCCAAACCCCAUCAACUACUACCCAAACUCCCUCAACUACUACCCAAGCUGUAACCCCUACUGACCAAAUCCCAACAAGUGCCCAACUGCCGCCGACCCUUGAAUAUACACCUCCAAUUGCAUUGCAUCCAGCACCUUUGCGGGAGGAGGUCACCUGCGAGGGUGAUGAUUUCUUCAUCUCUUGCUCAAGUGGCAGCACCAUCGAUGUGCAAUGGGCACUGUACGGCCGAGAAGACCAGAGCCAGGUCUGUCGAACGUACCGAGCACGGCCGUGCGGUGACCCAGCCACCUCUCUCGCCGUAAUCCAGGAGUUUUGUCAGGGGGAGGAACGGUGUGGAUUCCCUGUCAGCAACAGUCAAGUUGGGGGUGACCCAUGCCCUAAUGUUGCUAAAUAUCUGGUUGUACGCUAUUCCUGCAUCGGUGAAGCAACCAGGCCACCCAUCAGACGAACCACCAUGGCAGCAUCUACCAAAUCCACCCCAGUCGUGAGAACCAACCGGCCUGUUCUGUCGCGAUGCCCGGCGGAGGAGACGCGAGGUGAGACGGGCACGUUUGAGUGGCCGGAGACGCUUGCGGGAGAUAUUGCCAUUUUGCCGUGUGCCUACGACCUCAAGGUGGAAAGUGCCACUAGACAAUGUGGAGAUAGCUCGAGUAGUUGGAAUGAUCCGAAUACCAGCGAGUGCCCGACUGCGUCAGCUAUCCUGAAGGCACUGUCCAACGUCACCAUUAUGAGAGAGAAUGCCUUGGAGGUCUCAUUCACGUUGACCGACGUUACCUCAGUCCCGGAUGUCCUGAGACCAAACGAUGUUGCCAACGCUGUCAACACUUUUGAGAAUUUAGCAGAUGCCAUCAAUAGUUACGGCGAAGAUAGUCCGGACGUUUUUGGAAACAUCGUGGAUACCGUGGACCAACUCACCGGAGUGCCUGAUAAUCAGUUGGUGGAAAGUCAACUGAAUGACGACUCUUCAUCAAGGCUGCUGCGCUCCAUCGAUGCGUUCAACCUCGGCGUCCAGUUCCCGUCAAAUGUACUUGAGGAAGACACGCCCUCAGUUGACGUUGUGCUGGUAGACAUCACUGACCCGAUGGACAACGGACUGCUGUUCUACGGAUCAGGGAAAGACCUUGGCAAUGCCCAACCCAAAGUGACAUCGGACUCAACCGGCAAUGCAGAUACGGUCGUAGCUAACAACAGCUCAACGGACGAGAUUGUAAAGGGAUCCAUCUUCCUGCCAAACUCACUCCUGACAUCCGUCGGCAAUCGUCUCUCACGUGUUCAGUUCGUCAUGUAUGAAGAAACUACAUUUUUCGACGUAAUCCAAGCUGCUAGCCGAAACAGAACCCUGUCCAACAAACAUGAGAACGAGGCCAACACCAUCCCAACCACGGACAGUGUGAGAACGACAGCCAGCGCAAUGGCAAACUCGACCAUUGGCAGUACGGCCCCACCCGCCGACUGCAUCGCCGUUUCGUGUCGUGAGGAUUACAAGACCAUUAUUAACAGUGUUAUCAUAUCAGCUGCCGUUGGAGACCUGAACAUUACUAACUUGGACGAACCUGCGACAAUUACCUUCCGUAAAGCAAGAAUGGACGCGGACAACCCCCGAUGUGUCUUUUGGGACGAGACAAAUAAUGAUGGUUGGGGUGGCUGGUCCACUGAAGGUUGCAGCCUGGAUAGUGGUAACGACAUUGAUGACAGCAACGUUGUCUGCAAGUGCAACCAUCUCACCAACUUUGCCAUGCUGAUGGACAUAUAUGACGGUCCUCCUAUCCCGCCAGGCCACCAGCUUGCUCUGUCCAUCAUAUCAUAUAUUGGAUGCACUCUAUCCCUCAUAGGACUGACGUUAACUCUAAUUACAUACACCUGUUGUGGCUCCAAGUCAAGAGCAAAGGUGAACGACAAAAAGUUCACUGGGGACAAGCGGGCCAAGGUCCUGGUCAACUUUGUCAUCUCGCUGAUUCUCGUCAACGUCUUCUUUAUCGCGGGAUCCCUGAUGGCCGAGUACCAGGAGUCCGUGCCGGACGAGCUGUGCGCGGCCGUGGCGAUCUGUUUGCAUUUUUCCCUUCUGGUUGCCAUGGCGUGGAUGGUCAUUCAGGCCUUCAACAUGUACAUGGCGUUGGUCAAAGUCUUCGCGACCUACUACUCUCACUUCUUACUGAAGAUGAUGAUCAUUGGAUGGGGUAUUCCACUUGCAAUUGUUGGAACGACGAUUGGGGUAGACCUCCAAAACUAUGGCAGCAGCAGCGGGCUGUGUUGGUUGAGUGGCCUCUCCUUCUACAUCUCCUUCCUCCUGCCAGUCUGCCUCGUUCUCGUCUUCAACAUCGUCGUCUUCGUCGCGGUCACGUGGAAGCUCUGCCGUCUGCGCAGGAGCAAGAUCAGCACCUCGGACCGUUUUAACGUCGCGGCCCAGCUCCGCGCGACCGUCAGUGUGACCAUCCUGCUCGGCCUGACCUGGAUACUGGGCUUCUUUGCCAUCGGAGCGGCUAGCCUGACGUUCAGCUACCUCUUCGCUGCCUUCAACUCCCUGCAAGGCUUCGCGGUGUUCGUCUUCCAGUGCUUGCUGCAGCGGGAGAUGCGUCAGCGUUGGGUGCAGGCCUGUUGCCCGAACUGCGCUCCCGAGACUGGUGACACUAAGUCAGGUGUGUACUCCACAUCUCGCAACCAGACCACCAGGACGCCCAAUAAUAACUGGAGUAAAGGAACCACAAACACAACAACAGCAGGGACCUCUUGUAUAGACAAUCCAGCCUAUGAGGGUGUAAGUCAACGCUGAGGCUAGAUCGGAUGCAAAAGCAGGAGAAAAAAAA